Messenger RNA from Neopsephotus bourkii (Bourke's parrot), 537 nucleotides. It is a transcript of the gene CISD3, whose product is annotated as CDGSH iron sulfur domain 3. Gene Ontology annotation, cellular component: intracellular membrane-bounded organelle. Gene Ontology annotation, molecular function: 2 iron, 2 sulfur cluster binding. The transcript has 2 exons. NCBI's taxonomy places the organism in Eukaryota, Metazoa, Chordata, Aves, Psittaciformes, Psittacidae. The coding region runs from base 1 to 537 and encodes 178 amino acids. The record is from RefSeq and is a predicted model, not a curated record.
AUGGGGCGGCACCAACAGGCCAGGACCGCGCUUCUCAUGAUGGGGAACAGACCGGGAGCUGCGGCACCCCAAGGGCCACGGAGGAACCUUCCUCCGAGCCCGCCCCGUCUCUUCCGGCGGCACCGGGAGGAGGAGGAGCCGCUGCGGAUGGAGGUGACCGGAGCCAUGCGGCUGCUGACGCUGGUGAGAGCGGCGGAGGGGGGGCUCCGGCGGUACCGGGACCCGUUUCGCAUCCGUUCGGUGCGGCGGAGCUCGGGCUCUCCGCAAGCGGUGAUCGCCGCUAAGGAGCCGUUCGCGGUGGAGCUGAAGGCGGGCAGGACGUACGCGUGGUGCUCCUGCGGCCACAGCAAGCGCCAGCCUUUCUGCGACGGCGCCCACAAAACGGCAGCGCCGGGGCUGUCCCCGCUGCGCUUCACCCCGGAGGAGGAUGCGCGGGUCCGGCUCUGCGGCUGCAAACGCACCCGGACCCCCCCGUACUGCGACGGCACCCACAAAGGGGAGGAGGUGCAAGGGGCCUCGCUGCCCCCCCGACCCUGA